Messenger RNA from Pneumocystis carinii B80, 1267 nucleotides. RefSeq lists its product as hypothetical. Gene Ontology annotation, cellular component: nucleolus. Lineage: Eukaryota; Fungi; Ascomycota; Pneumocystomycetes; Pneumocystales; Pneumocystaceae. The record is from RefSeq and is a predicted model, not a curated record. Gene Ontology annotation, molecular function: histone binding; DNA binding. The transcript is spliced from 5 exons. The coding region runs from base 33 to 1223 and encodes 396 amino acids. Gene Ontology annotation, biological process: nucleosome assembly; regulation of DNA-templated transcription.
UAUCGAUCUCGACCUUGACUAUAUCAAUCUCAAUGAUGAAUCCAAAGACUCAGUACAAUUCUUUAUUAGCUAUUGCAUCGUCAAAUGAUAAGAAGCAAGAGAUAUGCCUUGUGGAACUUAAGAAAAUAAAGGCACUUAAAGAAGCAGAUGAUAGAAUAAAGGAAUCUCAGGACUGUAAUAAGGAGCGAGAAGAGAGGGCUAAACGGAGAUAUGAAUAUGAGCAAUCCAGGAAAGAAGGAGGAGGAAAAACGGGGGGAAUAGAGGGAAUAGAAGGGGAUUUAUUAAAAAUGAAGAAAGAAAUAAAAACAAAUAAGAAAGAAACAGUAGAAAAAAAAGGCAGAUCUAUGUCUUUUAAAGAAUUGAUUUCGAAAACGUCUAAUAUGAAUCCAGAGAUUUUGAAGAUGAAUUCAAUUUCAAAAAUAAAUACAGGAACAGAGGGAGAAACAUCAUCAGGAUCAAGGAUAGAUAAAAAGGAAGAGGAAUGUUGUAAAAUUUUAGGGAAAAAGGAACAAAAUUUUCUUUUGAAGCCAGAGAUGGGCUCAAAACCAUUUCAAAUACGUAAACAGUCUACAACGUUUACUAAAGUGCCUUUAGUAAAAAAAAAUGAAUUGUUAUCGAAAAGAAAGGGAUCAAUUUCAUUAACAUCGAAGUUUUCUACAAAUAAAGGGAAAAAGAAUAAUUUUUUGGCACCUUUAAGGUCUAAAAAUCUUACAAAAUCAAAAAUUAUAACAGAAUUCCAUCCUAAUGAUUUGAUUCUUCUUCAUACAGGACCUAAACGUGAUUGUCGUACAAUUGAAGAGAUUCAAAAUAGCAUAUGGAGAAGAAAGAAGAAAAAUUUUCCUUUUCUUUAUAAGAAUGAACAGGAAACGAAUAGUUCAAGUGGAAUUCCAUCAAAAAAUGGGGAAUCUGGAAAUAUUUUAUCUCAAAAUUCCUCUUCUGCAAAACAAGAUAUAAAUUAUAAAAAGGCUAAACCAGAUUCAUCUCAAAGCAACAAAAAAUUAGACUACAACAUAUCAUCUGAAAUAUGGAAAAUUUUUGGUAAAAGAAAAGAAGAUUAUAUGUCAAAUAAUUACGAUUCUGACUCUGAUAUGGAGACAAGUGCAACUCAAUUACAAAAAGAAGAAGAAUUCUCUUCAAAAAUAGGGAAAAUUGAAGAUAAUGAAGAAAAAAGAAAAGAAAUUGAAAGAAAAAUUAAGAAAAAAAGAAAACUCAAUAUGUCAUAAUCAUUUUAUAUCUUCUUCACAAUUAUAUUCUUUCUUUUUCUUAU